UCUUCUCAAAAGAAGGAUCUGCAUGUUGGCAUCGUCGGCGCAGGCAUUGGCGGCCUGGCCACAGCCAUUGCCAUGCGAAGGGCCGGCGCUCGUGUGACUGUCUUGGAGUCUGCAGAGCAACUUGGUGAGAUUGGCGCCGGCAUCCAGAUGACACCCAAUGUCUCGGUGUUGCUGCAACGCUGGGGAGUGGACAAGAUUAUCGGCGAGAACUUGGUGCAAUUUGAGGAGCUCAACAUGCGCCGCAAGGACGGAACACGCGUGGGAUACACCAAAAUCGCUACUCUGGAAGAGUCUCUCGGAAGACCCUGGUGGGUUGUUCACCGUGCCCAUCUUCACGAGGGACUGGUGACAAUCGCGGAGAAACUAGGCGCCAAGAUCCAUAUCAAUUCUGCCGUCGCCAAAAUCGACUUUGAAAGCUUGGACGGAGUAACGGCAGUAACUCAUCGGGGCCAAAGCUACCACUUUGACUUCCUAGUAGGCGCAGACGGCAUCAACAGCGUCACAAGGAAAUCUCUCUUCCCCCAGGUCGCCCCUGAGCCGCCCACUACCAACUGUGCCUACCGCGCUCUUGUCCCCUAUGAGCAGAUCCGCAAGGAUCCAGUGGCCAAGGAGCUUAUAGAGAAGCUCACCAUGGAGGUAUGGAUGGCCGAGAAUGCCUACAUCAUUACCUAUCCCAUCAGUGCCGGAAAAGUUUUCAACCUAGUCCUCUCUCAUCACCGCCCCGAGAAGGUCCGCAAUACUGAGCUCAAUGUUCCCAUUGAGGAGAUGCGCAACGAGUACAAGGAUUUUGAUCCACGCAUCAAGAGGAUCGUUGAUAUGAUCGAUAGCACAUCUCGAUGGCCCCUGAUGGUCACCGGUCCCAUGAAGUCAUGGUCAUCUCGGCGCAAGAACGCAGUCCUCAUCGGUGAUGCGGCUCAUUCCAUGGUCAACCACAUGGCACAGGGCGCUGCCACUUCUAUGGAGGACGGUGCUUUCCUAGGUAGGUGUAUCGCCAGGGUUGUGGAAGGCCAAGUCAGGCUAGACGAGGCUGUCCGCAUCUACGAGGAAGAGCGUAUGCCAAAGGCCUACGAGAAGCAGCAGGUUUCCUUCAUCAACGGCGCCAUCUGGCAUUUGCCGGAUGGCCCAGAGCAGCAAGCCCGCGACAAGGCGAUGUCGGCAGAGCUGCAGGGCAAGUACUAUGUUCGCAGCAGCAACCUCUACGGCGACCCCCAGACUGUCCUCGCUGUGUAUGGAUAUGAUGCUGAGGAGCAUGCCGAGACGGCAUUGUCGACAUACCUGAAUGGCGAGCGAGAACCGUUCCAUAUGGACACCGGGGUUACUGGCAGUCUGCAGAAGAAGUACAUGGACUGGUUCCGGCCCGCCGAGCAAGCAAAGCUCUAG
Clonostachys rhizophaga is the source of this 1380-nucleotide messenger RNA. The record is from the annotation of a GenBank genome assembly. Lineage: Eukaryota; Fungi; Ascomycota; Sordariomycetes; Hypocreales; Bionectriaceae.